This is a messenger RNA of Asparagus officinalis (garden asparagus), 3060 nucleotides long. Its product is annotated as beta-galactosidase 15. The record is from RefSeq and is a predicted model, not a curated record. Gene Ontology annotation, molecular function: beta-galactosidase activity; carbohydrate binding. NCBI's taxonomy places the organism in Eukaryota, Viridiplantae, Streptophyta, Magnoliopsida, Asparagales, Asparagaceae. Gene Ontology annotation, biological process: carbohydrate metabolic process. Bases 135 to 2813 code for a protein of 892 amino acids. The transcript has 20 exons. Gene Ontology annotation, cellular component: vacuole; cell wall.
CAGUCCCUUUCAAGUGCUGACGACGAUCCCCUCAAAAUCCCCACCAACAGAACCCCCAAAAAACCAAAAUUCCUCCCUUUAAUAAUCCCUUCAUCUCUAUCCAAUCCCCAAAACAACAUCGUCAACCUCAAAAAAUGUUAGGGUUCCGAGCUCGAUACUUUCUCCUAAUGGCGCUGGUGCAGCUUGCAGCAGCAGCGACACUGAUCUCGGCCUCCUCCUUCGAGCCCUUCAACGUGAGCUACGACCACAGGGCCCUAAUCCUCGGCGGCCGGCGGCGGAUGCUCAUCUCAGCCGGCAUUCAUUACCCUCGCGCCACCCCUCAAAUGUGGCCCGGACUGAUCUCUAAGAGCAAGGAAGGUGGGGCAGAUGUGAUACAAACUUAUGUAUUUUGGAACGGCCAUGAGCCAAGCAGAGGUCAGUACAAUUUUGAAGGAAGAUAUGAUCUUGUGAAGUUUGCAAAACUGGUGGGCUCAAAUGGGCUUUAUCUUCAUCUCCGCAUUGGCCCUUAUGUUUGUGCAGAAUGGAAUUUUGGGGGUUUCCCAGUUUGGUUGCGUGAUGUUCCGGGCAUAGAAUUCCGGACAAAUAAUGCGCCAUUCAAGAACGAGAUGAAAAAGUUUGUCAAAAAUAUCGUGAAUCUGAUGAAGCAGGAAAUGCUUUUCUCUUGGCAAGGUGGUCCUAUCAUCUUAUUGCAGAUUGAAAAUGAAUAUGGAAAUGUUGAAGGCUCAUAUGGUCAGGGUGGGACAGAAUAUGUCAAAUGGGCCGCAAAUAUGGCACUUAGCCUUGGUGCAGAUGUUCCCUGGGUCAUGUGCAAGCAAACAGAUGCUCCAGAAACUAUUAUUGAUGCCUGUAAUGGAUUUUACUGUGAUGGAUUCAAGCCAAAUUCAUAUAAGAAGCCUGCUCUUUGGACUGAAGAUUGGAAUGGAUGGUAUGCAUCUUGGGGUGGAAGACUGCCUCAUAGACCUGUUGAGGAUAAUGCAUUCGCUGUAGCUCGUUUUUUUCAGCGCGGUGGAAGUUUUCACAAUUAUUACAUGUUUUUUGGAGGAACAAACUUUGGCCGAACCGCUGGGGGACCCCUCCAAACGACCAGCUACGAUUAUGAUGCUCCAAUAGAUGAAUAUGGUCUUCUAAACCAACCUAAGUGGGGCCAUUUAAAGGAUUUGCAUACAGUUAUCAAGCUUUGUGAACCUGCUCUUAUAGCAGUUGAUGAUGCACCACUGUAUGUAAAGCUGGGACCAAUGCAAGAGGCACACAUUUAUUCCAAUGGCCAUGUCGACACCAAUUCGAGCCUGCCCAUAAAUAUAAGUAUCUGCUCUGCUUUUCUUGCUAACAUCGAUGAGCACAGAUCAGUUGCGGUGAAAAUAUUUGGUGAAGUUUAUACGCUACCACCCUGGUCAGUAAGCAUAUUGCCGGAUUGUAAAAAUGUGGCUUUCAAUACUGCAAAGGUAGGUGCUCAGACUUCAAUAAAACAAGUGGAAAUUGGUUCCCCUGCCUAUCCAUACACUGCAGGACCUGGGCACUUGUCGCCAAAGAUGGGAGGAUUUCAUGAUGUGAAGAACUGGAUGACCUUCAAAGAGUCGAUUGGUGCGUGGAGUGCUAAUAAUUUCACUUCACAGGGUAUAUUAGAGCAUUUAAAUAUGACAAAGGACACCUCUGAUUAUUUAUGGUAUAUGACCAGAGUUCACGUCUCUGAUGAAGACAUAUCAUUUUGGGAGGAAAAAGGCUUACUUCCAUCGAUUACUAUUGACAGCAUACGUGAUGUGGUCCGAAUUUUUGUGAAUGGUCGUCUUGCAGGUAGUAGACAUGGUAAAUGGAUUAAGGUCGUCCAGCCUCUUUAUUUGAUUCCGGGAUUCAACGAAUUAGCUUUAUUAUCUGAGACCGUGGGAUUGCAGAAUUAUGGUGCUUUUUUGGAGAAAGAUGGAGCUGGACUUAGGGGACAGAUAAAAUUGAUUGGCAUGAAAGGUGGGGAAAUUGACCUUUCCGGCUCCCUUUGGACGUAUCAGGUAGGAAUGAAGGGGGAGUUGAAAAAAAUAUAUGAUCCAGAGGCACAACAAAAUGCAGAUUGGACUGCUCUCCAGCUUGAUAGUUUACCAUCAGCAUUUACAUGGUAUAAGACUUCUUUCGAUGCCCCUGAAGGCAAUGAUACCGUCGCUCUUGAUCUGGGGAGCAUGGGAAAGGGCCAGGCUUGGGUAAAUGGUCAUGGCAUUGGAAGGUUCUGGUCAUUGGUAGCCCCUAAAACUGGAUGUCCCAGAAGUUGCAACUAUCGUGGAGCUUAUAAUGAAGACAAGUGCACAACAAACUGUGGGGAGCCAACUCAAACCCGGUACCAUAUUCCAAGAGAAUGGUUACAGCCUUCAAACAAUCUCCUUGUGCUCUUUGACGAAACUGGUGGAAACCCAUUAAAGAUUUCCCUGAAGGUGCACUCCACCAAAACAGUAUGUGCAAAAAUGUCUGAACACUAUUAUCCACCACUCUCUGCCUGGUCUAUUCCAGAUUCAGCUGGUGGAAAAGUGUUGCUCAACAAAACUUCACCGGAAAUGCACUUACGCUGUGAUGAGGGCAAGAAAAUCUCUGCUAUAACAUUUGCAAGCUAUGGGACUCCAAGUGGCAGUUGCCGAGGGUUCUCCAUCGGAAAAUGCCAUGCACAAAGCUCACUAUCGGUAGCAUCUAAGGCUUGUAAAGGGAGGAAUAGAUGCAGUAUUAGUGUCUCGAACGAGACGUUUGGUGACCCAUGUAAGGGAACCAGCAAGAGUUUAGCAGUACAAUUAGAGUGUAGCUCGGCAUCAGAUACCGGACUUCUCCGUAGCUCCAUGUAGCAUAUGCAAAGCUAUAACUGCUGUAUGUGAAGCACCCACAAUGCUGUAGAGAACAGUUGCAUACACAGUAACUUGUAUGUUGAUGUUUUGUAUAGUGGGCUGGGAAGUGGAAGCACCUUCUGUGCUUUCCCAAGGUUGCAAUUUACAUUUAGGGGUUUUUGUCUUUUAAACCCAAAAGUUUACUCAUUUAUCUUUGAACCCACGUACUUCUAGUAAUACCCAUACGUCCAGGAUACUUCAUAAUGUA